AAAACUGAAUCAUGUUUUCUUUUGACUUAGAAGCCGAACUUGAUUUCCAAACCAAUGCUUGACAGCAUCCUUUGUCUUCGUGAUGAGAGAUGGAAGUAUGUCCGGAGCCUUCUGACCCCAGCCUUCAGUGAUGCCAAACUGAAAGAGAUGAUACCACUAAUAAACCAGGCCUGUGAUGUCUUGCUGAGUAACUUGAAAGCCUAUGCAGAUUCUGGCAGAGCUUUUGAUAUCCAAAGGUGUUACAACUGCUUUACUUUGGAUGUUGUUGGUAGUGUAGCUUUUGGUACUGAAGUGGACUCUCAGAAGAACCCUGAUGACCCCUUUGUUAAGAAUUGCAGAACGUUCUUUGAAAUGUCUUUGUUUAAGCCUCUUCUUUUUCUAAUCCGUAAGUAUAGUCCACCUUUGUCUAAUCCUUUAUGGUUAUUUUCUGAAAAUCAUUCAUGCCAAAGAAGCUCAAGCAGGAGCAGGAAGAUGUAUUGCAGACUUAUUUCAGAUGUGUUCAGAAUUCAACCUACAGCCCAAGUAUAUCCUUUAGAUUAUCAUAGUAUGAUCUACAACUCCUGUCAUGGUUAAUGUAACUUCCUCCAG
Meleagris gallopavo (turkey) is the source of this 588-nucleotide messenger RNA. The record is from RefSeq and is a predicted model, not a curated record. NCBI's taxonomy places the organism in Eukaryota, Metazoa, Chordata, Aves, Galliformes, Phasianidae.